Molecule: messenger RNA, 321 nt
Organism: Cetraspora pellucida
Lineage: Eukaryota; Fungi; Glomeromycota; Glomeromycetes; Diversisporales; Gigasporaceae
Source: the annotation of a GenBank genome assembly
AUGAAUAUAUGUUUAAUCUGUAAAAAAGGUUUUAAAUCACUUCAAGAUUUAAAACUUCAUCAAACAAUUGUGUACAAAUACAAUAAAAGAUCAUAUCAAGAAUUAGCCAAAAUUUUUAAUAAUCCAAAUUGGAGAAAAAAAUUUUAUAAUCAGAAUCAACAAACUUAUGUAGUUUGUAAAAAUUCAGAUCAAUUUGCUAAUAUUAUUGAACAUAGUAUAGAAAAAGAAGAAAUUGAUCUAUUAGAACUUUUGGUUCAAAAUAAUUUACUGGCUAAUCAACAAUCUAAUAAAUCUAAAAGAUCACAAGUUUUUCAAGAAGAA